Messenger RNA from Corticium candelabrum, 2113 nucleotides. Its product is annotated as GPI mannosyltransferase 1-like. Gene Ontology annotation, biological process: GPI anchor biosynthetic process. Gene Ontology annotation, cellular component: glycosylphosphatidylinositol-mannosyltransferase I complex; membrane. The record is from RefSeq and is a predicted model, not a curated record. NCBI's taxonomy places the organism in Eukaryota, Metazoa, Porifera, Homoscleromorpha, Homosclerophorida, Plakinidae. The transcript has 5 exons. The coding region runs from base 856 to 2079 and encodes 407 amino acids. Gene Ontology annotation, molecular function: GPI mannosyltransferase activity; alpha-1,4-mannosyltransferase activity.
UCAGUCUAUAUUUGUUAAUCUAAAGUCUAAUUAAUAAAAUAAUGUACUCACUAGCUAAUUGCAUUAUUGCAUUUCUAUUAAUUAAUUAAAAAUCAGAAAAAACAUGGUAUGUAUUUGAUCCAAUGGAGACUUGUGUUACUUCGAUCUACAGUACGUACCAUGUCUUUUUACUCGCCAGAUAUCAUCCAGCAGAUCUCAAACCUGUCAGUUUUAGCUAAUAAAUUGUUUCUUUGAGAAUAAUUUUAUCAAAAUAGACUAUUAAUUAACCUACAACCAUACAGAAUACUGCAUGCGCUGCUGUAUUAAAUGAGGCCAUUUCAUACUUUUGGAACAAUUUAAUUGAUCUAUAUACCCUACUGCAAAUAAAAACAUAAAACGCAUGCAGACCUAAGCCUGGUUCACAAUAUGAGGCCGACGCUGAGUUGAGCGUCAAACUUCAAAGAAACCGCCUCGACGUCGGCGGCAUCCUUUGAUGUUGACGCCGACGUCGACGCUGGAAUAGGAUUCAUUUCUAUUGUCGACGUCGGCGUCAAUAUUGUAAACCAGGCUUUAGAGUUAUCUCUUCUGACGAUGACCAUGAAUCUCCGUCAUGUUAGCCAACCGGCUAGACAAUGAAUGUGUCUAGGUACAAUGUACAAUACAGAUACCUGAUUAUGGCAUUGGUGUAAAAGGAUAAUGAUUUCCUGGCACUUCGGUCCGUGCAGAUGUGGAUGUAGAGAUGGAUGCAUAACGCACGCUAACGACACGUCAAAGCUGCAGAAACUUCAAGCUAAGCGUACGUAAAUGUAGAGAAACUCUACACAUAAUGUACGGUUCAGUACCGAUCGUUGAGUCUUGAGAUCUGAAAGCCCGGAUAUGAAGUCUAGAUUCUUGGUUGCUGCUUGUGUGAGAGCUGUGUUGAUCGCUUAUGGAGAAUGGCAAGACUCAGCUCUGCAAGUUCGAUAUACAGACGUUGACUAUGAGGUAUUCACAGAUGCUUCAAGAUUAAUAUUAGAAGGGAGCUCUCCAUACAAAAGACACACGUAUAGAUACAGUCCCCUGCUUGCUCUUAUUCUCUUGCCAAACGUUGUAUUACAUCGCUGCUUUGGAAAGAUGGUAUUCAGCGUUUGUGAUUUGAUCAUUGGAUGGCUUGUUGAGAGGAUUCUCGUUAUUCGAGGGCUUUCGGCGUCACAGACACAUCUCUUCUCUGCUGCUUGGAUGUUCAAUCCUCUCACAGCAACUGUUUCAAGUAGAGGAAAUGCAGAGUCUAUAUUGGGAGUGCUUGUUCUUCUUACAAUUGUUCUUGUGAUGGAGCAGCAUGUUGCGCUUGCAGGUGUUGUGUUUACUCUUGCUGUUCACUUCAAGCUGUAUCCUGUUAUCUACAUGCUGACCUUCUAUUUGUUUCUUGAUUCUAAUUACACUGGACAACAGACAAGAGAACAGUCUAUUGUGUCCAUUGUACCCAAUCGUGUGCAGUGGAUUUUUGUGCUGACGGUGACUGCAACUCUAACAACGAUCACGGCACUAUUUUAUGCACAGUAUGGCAGUGAUUUCCUACAGGAAACAUAUCUGUAUCAUUUCACGAGGAAGGACACUCGUCAUAACUUCUCCCCUUAUUUCUAUAUGUUUUAUCUCAUGUCUGCAAAUGUUCAUGAAACAUCAAGUUUCACUUCUCAUUUUGGUUCAGUUCUUGUGUUUCUACCUCAACUUGUGUUGUUGCUUGUCACAUCCCUGUUGCUACACAGAGACCUAACACUAUGCUGUUUUGUGCAAACGUUUAUUUUUGUUUCCUUCAAUAAAGUCUGCACAUCACAAUAUUUCUUGUGGUAUUUAUGGCUGCUUCCACUGAUUCUACCCUACAGCAAGUUGCAAGGACGUUGGACUGGGGCAAUACUUGUAUUACUGUGGUUCACAGUCCAAGGUCUUUGGCUCAUGCCAGCAUAUUUGUUUGAGUUCCAAGGAAUUGAUACAUUCAUUUUCAUGUGGACAGCUGGACUUGUUAUGUUUGCAUGCAACAGUGUAAUACUGAUCAUUGUACUACGAAAUCACCAAUAUUUACCAGCAUUUCAGUAUGGUAAAGUAUGUCAAUAUAAAGUAUAGCUACACCUUGGAAACAUGGAAGCAACUUUAUGAU